This is a messenger RNA of Panicum virgatum (switchgrass), 531 nucleotides long. RefSeq names its product early nodulin-like protein 2. The record is from RefSeq and is a predicted model, not a curated record. Gene Ontology annotation, cellular component: plasma membrane. The coding region runs from base 1 to 531 and encodes 176 amino acids. The transcript has 3 exons. Lineage: Eukaryota; Viridiplantae; Streptophyta; Magnoliopsida; Poales; Poaceae. Gene Ontology annotation, molecular function: electron transfer activity.
AUGAGGGCCUGCAGUAGCGACGUUAGCGUCUUUCUAGCCUUGGUUCUCGCGGCGUUCUUUGUAGCUGCCGCGGCGGCGCCCACCUCCCACGGCGGCGUGUUCUACGUCGGCGACCAGGACGGCUGGGUCGGCAAGCCGGCGGAGAGCUACGGCCGCUGGGCCACCCGCCACCGCUUCAAGGUCACGGACACCCUCGUGUUCGAGUACAAGAAGGGCGCCGACUCCGUGCUGGUCGUGGACAAGCGCCACUACGACGCAUGCGACGUGAGGGACCCCAUAAGCAAGCGGAGCGACGGCGACUCGGCGUACGUGCUGGGCACAGCCGGGGCGUUCUACUUCAUCAGCGGCGAUGCCGGCCGGUGCAGGCAAGGCCAAAAGCUGAUGGUGGUCGUGGCGGCUGAGACGGCGGAACCGCCUGCAGGAUCGCAGCAGGCUCCCUCCCCAUCUCCAGCCCUUGUGCCGUCCACCUCCGGACCUGGGCCUGAAGUUCAUGAUGCUGGUCAAUCUGGGCCCGAAGUUGCAGCUAUAUAA